AUGAGCUGUGACGACCAAUUCCCAGCUAUUCCAUCAAAGAAGUUAACUUUGGACCUAACUGAAAGCUCAUUUCUGUCAUCUAAUCAAAAGCAAAGCAGUGAGAAGCACAAAGAAAAGGUGCACUGCUCUGGACAUGGACAUUUCACUUCAAGUCCUCGCAAAACCAUGCAAGAAAAUGGAUCAACCUCUGCGGACCAGCAUUCACCCUUCAAGUCGGCUGUGUCUGCCUUGUCUUUUUACAACAAAGACAAGUGGUACCUCAACCCACUUGAAAGGAAGCUGGUAAAGGAGAGUCACCUGCCUUCUCUCACAACUACAAAUAAAGAGAAAUCCUUACCCAGUUUGGCAGAGGAAGUGCGGAGAAAAGCCGCCUGCUCCAAGAAUAGGAACAGAAAUCCCCAGAAGAGUUUAACUGCUAAGUAUCAGCCACAUUAUAAAUGCAGGAAGCCUCUCUCGAAGAAUUCAAAAAGUUCCAAGCCAAAUCGAGUGGCUUAUAAGCCUGUGGUGGAGAAAGAGAAUAAUAGCAGCAGUUUGGAUCCCCCUCGGGUUCUGAGUCAGAAGGUCAAACCCCAAGCCACACUCCAGGGUGGGGCUGCAUUUUUUGUUAAUAGAAAAAAAUCCUCUCUCAGAACUUUGUCCUUGGAAAAUAAACCAGGACCGGAACUCGACCAAAAGAGUAAGUCAAACAGGAUUGGAGCUUCUGAUGUCGAGACUGGCAAGGCAAGGAAAGUUGGAGGCUUGUUACUAGAGAAGGAACUUAACAUUGAGCUGCUGGGUGCCAAGUAUGACAAUAAAGUAAGAAAGGAUUCAUCAGAUGUAGCAGUUUCUUCAAACACAUGUAAACCUGAUGAAAAUAAGCAUUUUUCUUCAGAAGAGUCUGUCAGUCAGGAUAAACCAGUUUCUCCAAAGUCCACCGUCUACCCGAUCUUCAGCAAGUCUUCGGCUCAUUCAAGAAGACCUCAGGUGGAAGAACAGUUUUCCGUGGGGCCUUUAUCCACCAAUAUCCCGAAGCAGGUCAGCUCGCAGAAAAGCACUAAUGCCAGAGAUUCCAAUAAAGAAGUGAAGGACCAGCUCAUCAUUGAUGCGGGCCAGAAGCACUUUGGGACGACGGUGUGUCAGGCUUGUGGCAUGAUUUAUAUGGCCGCCAACCCUGAGGAUGAGUUGCAGCAUGGCCAGUACCACCACAGGUUCCUGGAGGGGGUCAAGUUCACGGGAUGGAAGCGGGAGCGAGUCGUGGCUGAGUUUUGGGAUGGGAAAAUCGUGCUGGUCCUCCCAUGGGACCCCAGCUACGCCCUCAGAAAGGUUGCGGAUGUUCAAGAACUUGUGGAUAAUGAAUUAGGCUUCCAGCAAGUGGUUCCCAGACACGGAGACAAAACCAAGACCUUCCUGUACAUCUCAGACGAGAAGAAAGUGGUUGGGUGCCUGAUUGCCGAGCGCAUCACCCAGGCCUUUCGUGUCCUGUCCGAAGCCACUGGCCCAAGCUCUCAAGACUGUCAGAGGGCGUGGCAGUGCUCUGAUGUCCCCGAACCAGCCAUCUGUGGCAUAAGUAGAAUCUGGGUCUUCAGACUGCAGAGAAGAAAGCGCAUUGCCAGGCGACUGGUAGAUACUCUCAGGAAUUGUUUCAUGUUUGGCUCUUUCCUCAGCACGAAUGAAAUAGCAUUUUCUGACCCAACACCAGAUGGCAAAUUAUUCGCAACCAAGUACUGCAAUACCCCAAAUUUCCUUGUGUACAAUUUUAAUAAUUAAAGCCCA
Molecule: messenger RNA, 1752 nt
Organism: Suncus etruscus (white-toothed pygmy shrew)
Lineage: Eukaryota; Metazoa; Chordata; Mammalia; Eulipotyphla; Soricidae
Gene: ESCO2
Product: establishment of sister chromatid cohesion N-acetyltransferase 2
Exons: 10
Coding region: 1-1746 (581 amino acids)
Biological process (GO): mitotic sister chromatid cohesion
Cellular component (GO): chromatin; nucleus
Molecular function (GO): protein-lysine-acetyltransferase activity
Source: RefSeq, a predicted model, not a curated record